Aspergillus wentii DTO 134E9 is the source of this 575-nucleotide messenger RNA. RefSeq lists its product as uncharacterized. Bases 115 to 405 code for a protein of 96 amino acids. The record is from RefSeq and is a predicted model, not a curated record. Lineage: Eukaryota; Fungi; Ascomycota; Eurotiomycetes; Eurotiales; Aspergillaceae. The transcript has a single exon.
AACAUUGUGCAAAUCCUUUGUUCUGCAUGGGCGAAAGUGGUGGGAAUUGGGGCCAAAACCCGCUGAGCCUAUCGAGAGCAUCGCCAUAAGCAUGAUGGAGCCGGCUCUGGACUCAUGACGUUGUGGGCUUCCUGGCAGCAGACAAACGUACCUUUACGAGGCGCGGGUUAUGAUCCCCCAAGCCUGUGUGAGACAUGCGCUUAUGCAGAUCGUCUCAUUUGCUCGUUUGAUCUUUUUUUUGUCUUCUGCUUCUUUAUUUCCGGCUGUUAUUCCGGUGAUGGAUCGCUGGUCGGCCGGCUGUUGUCGUUUAAAUCUGCAGUCGUCCUCGCAUUUCUUUGUGUAGCCUCCCCCACCUCCUCAAUUUCCCUGACUCGCCCCGCGCCUUGCCCAACUUGCCCCUCCUGAACCACCACUUUCAAGCGAUGCGAAUAUGAACUACGAUGGACAGACCAUGGUGAUGACCAGCGACGAUGAAAAUGCCGACUACGACGCGAUGGACAUGGGGGACCAGCAGCUACAGCUACAGCAGCAACAGCUCCAACAGCGACAACAACCUAUGCAGAGCAUGUAGGCAG